Molecule: messenger RNA, 693 nt
Organism: Suricata suricatta (meerkat)
Lineage: Eukaryota; Metazoa; Chordata; Mammalia; Carnivora; Herpestidae
Gene: CTU1
Product: cytosolic thiouridylase subunit 1
Biological process (GO): tRNA wobble position uridine thiolation
Cellular component (GO): cytosolic tRNA wobble base thiouridylase complex; mitochondrion
Molecular function (GO): tRNA binding
Source: RefSeq, a predicted model, not a curated record
AUGCCCGCCCCGCAGUGUGCCUCCUGCCACGUGGUGCGCGCGGCCCUCCGCCGCUCGCGCUCUGGCCAAGCGCUGUGGGGCUCCUGCUUCUGCACUGCCUUCGAGGCCGAGGUGCUGCACACGGUGCUGGCGGGCCGCCUGCUGCCGCCCGGCGCCGUGGUGGCCGUGGGCGCCUCCGGCUGCAAGGCCUCCACGGUGCUGGCGCACCUGCGACGCGAACUGGCGCCGCGCCUGGGCGUCUCGCUGCGCCUGGUGGCGGUGGACAAGGGCAUCUGCGGCUACCAGGACGCGGCGCAGGCGGCCGUGCGGCGCCAGGCGGCGCACUGGGACCUCCUGCUCACCUUGGUGGCCAACGCCGUCCUCUUCGGGGGCUGGACGAUGGACGCGGUGGGCUUCGGGGUGCUUCGGCGCCGCGCGCUGGAGGAGGGGGCGCGCCUCGCGGGAGCCACGCAUAUCGUGACGGGCCACAACGCCGACGACAUGGCGGAGACCGUGCUCAUGAACUUCCUGCGGGGCGAUGCGGGGCGGCUGGCCCGCGGCGGCGUGCCAGUCCAGUCCCCGCCUUCUUUACCUCUGCAUCUGAGGAAGGUCAGGGAACUGCCUCCAGGGGGCGCUCCACCCGCCAUGCUGGACCUGGGGAUGUCCCAGCACAAGGGUUGGUGCUGUCCGUGGUUCUGGAGCAACGCUGGGUGA